Molecule: messenger RNA, 3465 nt
Organism: Archocentrus centrarchus (flier cichlid)
Lineage: Eukaryota; Metazoa; Chordata; Actinopteri; Cichliformes; Cichlidae
Gene: dact3b
Product: dishevelled-binding antagonist of beta-catenin 3b
Exons: 4
Coding region: 250-2223 (657 amino acids)
Biological process (GO): negative regulation of canonical Wnt signaling pathway
Cellular component (GO): cytoplasm
Source: RefSeq, a predicted model, not a curated record
GGCUGGUCGCAGAGGGCGGAGCUCUGUUCCUGCCGUUUGACAGCUGCGAAAUAGAAAAUGUAUAGUGGACAGGCAAUCUGGGGAACCACACAGCUCCAAGGCAACCAUACUAUUACAAGGAAUGGGAUACAGCAUGGCCCUUUAUAGCCUGCGCUUGCCCUCGUAAAUCUGGGCCAACUGGAGAGCACAAACUACAAUAUAAAGGAAAUAAUUAGCUUUCGUUGCACAUAAUCCCUGCAUCUGGGAGGCAUGCAUCGUGCCUUCUCGUUUCCAGUGACUGUGGAGCGCAGUCGAACCAAGGAGCGCCUGGAGGUAUGUGUGGCCGGCCUGUGUGAGCUGGAGCUCCGCAGACAGCGGCAGGAGUGCCUGGUUCUGGGGGCGAUGGCUCUAGGAGACCCGCUGGCCCAGGAAAGCUCCAGAGGAGAGCUGAGAUGUUUCAGCAGCUGGGGCCAGGAAAACUUGACACUGAGACGUCAGCUGAGUGCUCUUCAGAGCUCCCCAUGGGGUCUAAUGCAAAUGCUGGAACAGCAGGUGGGAGAGCUGAGGAUCGGCACUGAUGAUGGCUGCUGCGAUGGAGCCCAAGGAGAAACUGGCAGCAGUCGACCGAGUGCUGAUUUCUGUGAAUCAAAUGAAGGUCAGUUGCCAAAAGGAAAAUUUUGCACCACUGAGCCCACAGAGAACAUCUCUUCCUGGGCUUAUACCAAUGACAGGCCAAAGUCUGUGGGAGACCCCCUAAUGCUAAAUGGAGAAUUUGAUGCACAAUGUCUACACACCACAUUACCCCGCUCUUUCUCUGCUCCUAACCCACCUCUUGAGGGCAUCGCUGAGGAGGGCACAGCCAUGGACUCCUGGCAGUGGGACCCCAGCGGAGACCACGUUGCCUGGCAGCAGCAAAUUGCAGAGGAUCAGGUCACCGAAGAGGACUACCAGCAGGCUUUGAGAGUAGAGGGUUACAUCCUGAGUCUCAUCCAGCGAAAUACCCUCAUACCAAGACCAUGUCAGCCACGUACCACUCUUGGCCCCGACCCCUCAUACUGCAGUGCCUCUGGACAUAGCUCUCUACACAGGAGAACUCCUUCUUUAACCACAGAGCAUUGCCUUUCUGAUCAUUAUCUUCAGCCCCAUAGUGACCCUUCUGCAAACCCUAAGAGCCAGGGAUGGGGUUGUGACCUAGAGUGGGAGGCCCAUCAUGAAGAGGCCCCAUCUUUGGAGGAGGACUGUUAUUUAGCUCUGCCCUACCCCCAGCCCAAUCCAAACUCCCUGGCAGGGAGGCUACCAUCCCCUCUACCCUCACUGGACCAUAACUGUGGAAUUGGGGCUCCUGACCUUUGUUGUGAACCCCCAUCCCCCCAGCAUUAUCUACAUCCACAGCCCCCUAUUCAUCACAUGCACAGUUUAGUCAGUGCUCAGUAUGUCCCUCGACAAGCCUGUCAUGCCCCUGUGUGCUCCCCGAGACAUUACAACCCAGAGCAGCCUAAGUCCAACCGAGUUUUCACAUCUCCUGAUCACCCCAAGUCCAGAGCAUCUAAGAAAAGUCACAGUGAGAGACAGAGAUCCAAGAAAUCAAGCAGUAAAACCAAUCGAUCACAGUCUGAAAACAGCCUCCUGGGUCAGCGGGUGCUUCCAGAGAGGAGGUACAGCACCACAGAGAGGCCCCAAGGCAUAGGUGAUGCCACUCAGAAUCAAAGCCAGCUGGCCGGAUACGAGGUGGGCAACAACAGCCACAAUGAGAGCAGACGCUGGCGGUCUAAUCUGGAGCUCAGCCAAGAUGAGGGGGAGAUCCAAGCAGGGCAGGUACACAGACGACCACCUCGAAAAGUUCGUCAUGGUCCUUCAUAUUCCCAUUCCCAAUCCCAGAACUACCACUCACAGCAGCACACCAAGCUGUGGCAGCAGGACUUGCAGGAAAAUGCACCUCUCUGUCAGGGGGAGGAGGGCUAUGGUGGUGUUGCCCCUGCUGAGUCUGAGUCUAGCAUGAGUGAGGUGUAUUCUCCAGCCUCCAGCUCACUAUCCAGUGACUCAGAUGAGAGUGGGGGGCUGGUGUGGCCCCAGCAGCUGCCACCCCGCCUUGCUUCUACCUCCUCAUCCUCUCCGUCACCACAAGCCACUGGCAAUGCCCCACCUCAAACAAAAGCCUUUGUUAAGAUAAAAGCCUCCCAUGCUCUGAAGAAGAAGAUUCUCAGAUUCCGCUCAGGGUCCCUUAAAGUCAUGACAACCGUAUGAGGAAAAUCAUCAAACUGGCUUUAAACACAUGAUCCUCACUACUGUGUUCUACCUUACUUGGUAACAAAUCCUCUGUCAAAUAUCAGAUCCCAUCUUCAUGUUCAACCUACAGUGUGUGCUUAAUGAGAUUCAUUUACGUUCAUGAACAUGAAUGAUGACGUAUUUAGAGAUCUUUAAUCUGUAUUGUCUGAUUAAAUCCAUCUUCUACUUGACAACCACAAAACUAAUGGGAAUUAAACUGCUCUAAUGGACGAUAACUGAUACCAGUUGAUAUGUACCACCUAGAAGCCAAGGGAGUGAAUAUGCUGCCUGGUUUUUCCUUGAUGUCUGUUGCCCUCAUCAAUAAAUAAUCAAAUAAUUAUACUUCACUUCUAGAGUGUACAGUUGGCUAAAUGCAAGUCCGUAUUACUGAUACUUUGACCAGAUUAGAAACCUUUGAGAUGUCAUUACUCUAGAAACUAGAUUAAAAACUUAAUGGCACAGACCUUCCAACAAAUUUAGGUAAAUUUGCUGGGUCCAAAUUUCCUAAUAAGAUUGUAUAAAUUUUUAUUCAAAGAAUAUUUGGUGCUAGUAGUAAAGAAAACAGGAAUUUAUUUGAUGUAUUCAAAUCCAAGCAAAUGUUGACUUCAAAUUGGAAAAAAGCUACUAUUAAAAUUUCACAUUUUGUAUCAUUAGCUGUCCUUGCUGCAGUGACUAAAAAUCUUGAAAUGUUGGAGUUCAUUAACUAGAAAUGUGCUAAUGAUCAUCUCCAUAGUCCUACAAAUCUGUAUCAAAUGACAUGGCUCCUUUCAGGGAAUUCAUGAAAAUGAUUUAGAAAUGGUUAGCAUAUUGUUCCAAAUGUGGUAACAGCACUUAUCCUAUAGAAACUCUCUCCUUCGUACCGAACUGAAUGAACGUGUUUAAAUUUGGUUUCCUACAGACUCAAAAAUCAUGUGCCAAUUGUGAGUCUCUCAGCAGAGCAUAAAUGUAUGCCUGUUUAUUUUCAGCCAUUACUGAGCUCCUCUUAGUGUGUCCCAGUUUCACUGCAGUGAACUUCUUUCUACCUCUGUUCUGCAGCCAGUGAGCAUAAAUAAUCAGACAACUAUGAGUCAGGGAUGGAUUUAUUAGAGGCUGUACCAAGACCUGUGUACAUUCAUGCAUGCAUGUUUAAAGUCACAGAUUCCCUGAAACAGUGGGACCCCGACCUACACACUGUAAAUAAGUAUGUGGCCUUGUUUGGAGUGAAUGUAGUUUGUAAAUAAA